CGCUUCGAUCCCGCCAGUCAAUCAAUCGAGUUACAAACCCGACUUGAGUGCUACAAAGUGUCAAAACAAGUGAAAAAAAUGCAGAAAAUAUCCCUGUUGUGCCUCCUUGGCGCAAUAGCGAUUUCAUCCCCAAUACCCAUCGACCCAUCCGAAUACGAAAUCAUCGAACUCGUACCCAUCUCCACCAACGAGCGACCCACAAGAUCGCUCAAAACCGAUUUUGGAACCCCCUUAACCGGAAUGGAACGCAUCACCCGAUCGCUCAAAACCGAGGACGGUUUUCCUUUAACCGGAAUGGAAAAAAUCACAAAACGGUCCCUGGACUUGGACCGGGAGAGGCGACAAAUUUUCCUCCCGGGCUUCGCCCGCCAUCGCCAGGCCCGCUCGCUUGAUGAGGAGGAUCUAGACAGGGAGAAACGCCAGAUUUUCCUCCCGGCUUUCGCCAGGCACCGGCAAGCAAGGUCCGUUUUUCUUCCCUCGUUUUCUAAAAGUCGACGGGCGAGGUCCGUGGAUGCCCUGACGGAUAUCUUGGACAGUAACGAUGUUUUCAAGCGGGAGAGACGCCACGUUUUCCUCCCGACUUUUGCACAAAGGAGGCAAGGCAGGUCUUUGAGGGAUGAGGAAAAUGAGGACAUGGACACGGCCGAAACCGCUGUUUUUCUGCCAGCGUUCGCGCGCAGAGGCUAAUUUUUAAUUUAGUAAUUGUAAAAUGUAUUGUUUCUAUAGCAUUAGAAAGCAAUAAAAGUAUUGUAGCGCAUUUUGUAUUUGUACAAACCUGAACGAUAAGAGACUGUAUUUUUUUAGUCAAAAUAUACUAUUUUAAAUUAUAUGUUGCGUUUCUGUUUUAUCGCUAAUAGACAAAGUAUUGAAAGUGGGUGAGUAAUAUUAGAUAAAAUGUUAUGAAAUGUAGUGCAAUGUUUUAUAAUCUUCUAAACCAUAAAAUGUUUAGGGUUAUCACUUCGAUGUGUUUAAAAAAUCAUAAUAAUUAUAACAAUAUUUGUUUACUGUAUUGGUGGUUGCCUAUGCAUUUAAAUAACACGUUUUCUUUUUACAAUGGAAUACAACAAGAGCUUUAUUUAUCUCUUAUCUAUUAAAUAUUUCUCAUCAAUCCCCUUAGACAUACGUAAGGUUUUUUAUUUUACUGUACAUAGCAUAAUACACGUAACACUUUAAUCCUAAGUUCAGUUCUACAAAAUUCAUAUCAGUGAAUAGUUCUAAGAUCUUCUGUAUUAUGUGUGGUGGCAUUUACAAGUUUGUGCGUUUGCCGACCCAUGGAGAGUCCCACACGACCCAGAAGGUACAUCAGCGAACUGGAACCACCCAGAGGAGAAGUAAUACAAGACACACUGAAAUACCCAGACCACACGUUCAUCUUCGUGCCCUUUUUCUCAGUCCGGAGGUACUACGAAUACAAACGAAGAUUGGUCUAGAAAAAUUAGCCACGUGUUGCAAUCGCAAAGACUGAUUGACUGUAUUUAUUUGUCUUGUAAUAAAUUAUUUUUUGU
Tribolium castaneum (red flour beetle) is the source of this 1505-nucleotide messenger RNA. RefSeq lists its product as uncharacterized. Lineage: Eukaryota; Metazoa; Arthropoda; Insecta; Coleoptera; Tenebrionidae. The coding region runs from base 79 to 687 and encodes 202 amino acids. The transcript is spliced from 2 exons. The record is from RefSeq and is a predicted model, not a curated record.